CCCAAACCAGCCCGUGGGAAAAGAAAAGGUGUGGCCAAAGAUGAACCCCACCCACCUCGUAACUCUGAAACCUGGAAGAAGCCCUACGCCCUGACCCGUGUUGCUAGUGAUACUGAGUAUGCUAUCAUUGGACCUGGAAAGACUAAGGCACCUGCUAGGGCUCCACCCAGUCGCCCCGCCCCUUUUGCUGCUCAUCAGAAAAAGAAGUCAUUGAUAUCACCUUAUGCUAUUAGUGAACUGAAUGAAGACUCACCAAUCAGAGAUAAUUUAAAGAGAGACAGACAAAGGAAGAUUGAGGAGUACCAAUCUCAGUUAGAAGAGGUGGAGACUAAACUGACCCAGCUGGAACAAGAAGGAGUUAGACUAGAGACACAGAUACGUAGUCAAGGAAAUGAUGAUGAUGGUGAUGACCAGUUGAUAGAGGAGUGGUUUAAUCUUGUUAAUCAAAGGAAUGACGUGGUGAAGAAUGAAGCAGAGCUGGUUUAUAUGAUUAGAGAUUUAGAACUAAUUGAACAACACAAUAUUCUUGAGCUUGAAAUAAGAACAAGACUAAGUAAAGAUGAUUCACUGAAGACAGAGUUAGAGAAAGUUGAAGAAGCUACCAUGAUAGAGGAACUGGUUGAGCUGGUUAUGAAAAGGGACAAACUUUUGUGGGAAUUCGACGAUAACAAAUUGAGGGAGGAAGAGACUGUGUAAUGUAUAAAUAUUGUACAUACAUGUAAUUAAUGAUUAUUAUUGUUUUUAUUAUUAUUGAUUGUUAUUAAUUAUUAUUAAUGUUCAUGAUCAAAGUGUUUCUCUAUUCUACAAAUCAUGUGUGAUUUUUAUGAUAAUAAUUAUUAAAUAUUUUAUUUAUCAAUUGAUAUUAUUAUUAUUA
Molecule: messenger RNA, 874 nt
Organism: Amphimedon queenslandica
Lineage: Eukaryota; Metazoa; Porifera; Demospongiae; Haplosclerida; Niphatidae
Product: MICAL C-terminal-like protein
Exons: 6
Source: RefSeq, a predicted model, not a curated record